AUGAGCGCUGUCUUUCAAGCACCACUGGCUUCGUGGGAAAGUCAUGUUCACAACUACACUGCCCGAGCCCCAGCUACCAUGAACGAAAAAUCCCAGUACUACCGAUACCCUGUGAAACAACCCGAGCAACAGCAUCAACACCGAAAUGGAUCGAUCUCGACAGCGUCACAUGUUCAGGUCGGACAACCUGUCCGACCUUCAACACCUUCUACUUCAACAUCCACCGCGAUCAAAAUUGAUGCUGAGUCGCUAGUCUACCACAGCCUUGUAAUUCCCAAGUGCAUAAGCCCUGUAGGCGGAAAUCUUGCCGAUUUCGCUGCUCAAAUGACUUGCUUAUUCUGGUUUGAGUCGAUUGACGAGCUCAAACAGGCAGGUUCAAUUCGUGCAAUGGGCUCCAACGCUCUCGUUCAGCGUUUACCACCUCUCGCCAAACCCCUGGAGCAAUUUCGGAAGUGGGUGUACAGCGUUCUCUCCACGACACAAGUGACCCAGAAUGUCAUCUUGCUGGCUCUACUAUUUAUCUACCGACUAAAAAUGUCGACACCUCAAAUCAAGGGGCGUGCUGGCAGCGAGUAUAGAUUGCUAACAGUAGCACUGAUGCUCGGGAACAAAUUCUUGGAUGAUAACACCUACACGAACAAGACUUGGGCUGAGGUGUCAUGCUUCAAUGUGCAGGAGAUUCAUGUCAUGGAAGUGGAGUUUUUGUCUAACAUGCGAUACAACUUGGUGGCGACGAAGGAGCAGUGGGAUGACUGGUUAGACAAGCUAGCCUGCUUCCACGAGUACUACGAGCGAGCUAUGCGAUUGCCAGCGUCGCCGGUUCACAUUCCCACGCCAGCAAACAACACGCGCCACUCGCCUGUCGCUUCACCAACGGGUGCUAUGCAACCCGCCGUCAGCCUGCCACCUACUCCGGCUAUCACAGCGAACUACUCACCUGCGUCGAGUCACUCGCAAAACUGGUCCGCGUACCAAACUAACACCAUCUCUCCACUCUCUACCAAGCCCAAUCUCCAGUUCCCUCCUGUGUCACGGAAGCGAAGUCCCGAGGGAGAUAUCAUGGAACACCCCGCCAAACGACUUGCUCCUCCUCAACGAGGUCCGGCUCCCGUUAUGGCUCAAGUCCCGCGAUCAAACGGUAUUGUUGAGCCGGCCAGACUGCCUGCUCCUCACCCCACUAUCAUGACUGGACAACCUCAGACCCAACCUACGUUAAUGCCCUUUGAUAACGUUGGUGUCAAUGGGUAUCCUCCGUCUGUACAGCAGGUAGCUCAGCCUGGCCACGUCUCGCUUCCUCCACUGCAAACCGGUAUGCGCGCCAUGUCGACAGUCUACUCUUCAGUCCCGACGGCCAUGGUGCCGAAGCAAUCGCUUCCCGCGACGACGGGUGUCACGAUGGCGCAAACCAGUUUCCCUGCCCAGGCGCCUGCAAAUUACGGUACCUCCAGCAAACAGCUUAGCCCUGGCCGCUUGGGGCCAUUCAACUCGUCGCCUUUGGCAGAAACGUAUGGUCAGGCAUCGGUUAUUCAUACUCCUAUGACGCACACUCCGAUCUCCAACUCGCCGAGCGUCUAUCUGCAGCAGAGACCCAGUCCGUACAAGCCUGUACGCCACGUGAACACGCUCUUGCACCCCCCGCCUUCAGCAUCGUUGGAACAAUACCACCUUUCUGUACCUGUUCCUCCAACCCAGAUGCACUAUCAGCCCAUCGGGCGACGGAACGAUCUUCGAACUGGUAUCGUGCCUGACUUUGUCGUUUAUGAUCGCGUUCACCCUCAGCAUCAGGCCCUUCAGGGACAUUACCCGUCUUAG
Fusarium poae is the source of this 1812-nucleotide messenger RNA. RefSeq lists its product as uncharacterized. The record is from RefSeq and is a predicted model, not a curated record. Bases 1 to 1812 code for a protein of 603 amino acids. NCBI's taxonomy places the organism in Eukaryota, Fungi, Ascomycota, Sordariomycetes, Hypocreales, Nectriaceae. Gene Ontology annotation, cellular component: nucleus; cyclin-dependent protein kinase holoenzyme complex. Gene Ontology annotation, biological process: regulation of cyclin-dependent protein serine/threonine kinase activity. Gene Ontology annotation, molecular function: protein kinase binding; cyclin-dependent protein serine/threonine kinase regulator activity. The transcript has 3 exons.